AGCGCUUCAAGUACAGGGUUAACGUCACGUCGGCGCUUCACGAGCAGCCCGGGCCGAGCGCGUUGGCGCAUGAUGGUCUAGACCCAGCCUCGGCAUCCAUGUCGCAAGCGUCGCCGCCGCGCCGGUCCAUGGUGUCGACGGCGGGCUCGUCGCGGAAGAGCGUGUCGUCGUCGGGCAGCCGCGGCACGCCCGGCCCGCCGACGGCCGGCGCCGGCGCGUCCGGCGCGUCGACGACCGCGAGCUCGCGCCAGGGCCGCGUGAGCAAGACGCCGCUCAUGGACGCGAAGCGGCGCGCGACGGCGCUGCGGCGGCGCAUGGACCCGAACUCCAUGGGCGCGCCCGUCGACGCGUUCCUCAACAGCGCACCGAGUCGUUUGGCGCGGCGGACGCAGCGGAGCUCCAUCGCGAACAUGGCCGAGGUCACGCGCGAGGCGACGGAGAGCGGCCUCGCGCGGAAGAAGGAGGAGGCGCGGGCGAAGGAGGGCCAGCUCCGGGGCCUCGCGCCGCCGCCCAUCCCCCUGCAGACCAUCCUCCGGCUCGAGCGCAAGGACCGUUUGGGGAGCUGGAACCCGUCGCAGCCCCUCUUCUUCGCUUUGAUGGCGCAGCAGGGCGGCGCGGGCGUGCCGCGGCGGCCGCCGCCGGGUCUGCUCGAGGACCACAUCACCUGCGCGGACUGGGAGUGGACGACGGCGCUGGUGCGGGCGGUGCUGCGGCACAACGUGCGGUGGUUCGACCACUCCUACCGCAUCGUCGAGCGCGGCGACGAGCACUUCACGGGCGCGCGCGGCGCGGCCAUCGAGCGCGCCGCGGCCAAGGCGCGGCCGCCGCGGCUCUGGGGGCCCGAGACGUUCGCGCGCGACUCGACGGACGCGGCGUCCGACGACUCCUACUCCUCCGAGGAGGGCGACCUCUUCGAGCUGUCCUACAAGGCCUUCCUCGCGCAGAAGACGGCGGCCGUCCGCGAGAAGGUCAAGCGCCAGCGGUCCAUGAACCGCGACUUUUUGGACCACGCGGCGCGCCGCGGCGGCCUCACGAACGAGACGCUCCUCACGUCCCUCGACGACGAGCUCCAGGAGGCGACGAACGCCGAGUUCGAGUACCUGACGCGGAAGCGCGCGGAGACGGACGUCGUCGAGGGCUGCCUCGUGCGCUGCCCGGACGUCUUCGGCGUCCAGCGCGAGGGCGUCAUCGUCACGCGGAACGAGGGCGGCGCGUCCUGCCACAUCCAGUUCACGGACGACGGGACGAUCCGCAAGAACGUGCCGCGCAUCAACCUCGUGCUCCUCGACGACGGCGGCCACGACCCCGGCGGGCCCGUGCGCAACGCGCGGCCCGGCGAGCGGAACCUGCACAAGCUCUGGUACAACUCCUGGGGCUUGGACGUCCUCGGCCGCGAGCGCGAGAUGAAGCGGCUCACGCGCCUCCGGGAGUCGCGGCGCCUCGCGGCGCUCCCCGGCUGGCGCGACCUCAUCAGCGAGCCGCCGCACGAGGCGCCCAAAAGGGUGAAACCGGAGGAGAAGCCGCCGAUCGCGGCCAAGGCGCGCAAGGCCGCCAAGUCCCUGCUCUUCAUCAACCGCACGGACCUGCUCGCGAAGGCGAAGCUCGACGCGGCGACCGUCGCGGAGCGCCAGCGCGAGGCCGACGAGAAGGCGGCCAAGGAGGCGCGCGUCGUGCGGGCGCUCGGCGCCUUCGACAAGCAGCGCCGGGAGAUCUACCACUGCCUCAAGCAGGCCAUCCAGACCUGCAACGACAAGUCGCUGCUCAACAUGCAGCGCCGCGAGGCCUUCGUGCCCCUCGUGGAGCUCCUGGGACCGCCCGUGCCCGCGGUCACGCUCAGGGCAGCAAAAGAGAGCGAAAUUCCCAACUUCAAAGGCUCAUAUCUCGGCCGUUUUCCACUCGUCACGCUCGGCAUCAAGCGCGCGGCCAUCCUGGGCAUCCAGCGCGCCGUCGUCGACGCCGUCGAGGCCAUCCGGGCCUGGCAGGAGCCGCCGCCCCAGGACGACGACAGCGACGACGACGACGCGCGGACCGUGGAGUCCGAGGUCUCGGCGGUCGCCGCGAAGUUCCACUUCCGGCCCGCGACGGCGGAGCGGCCGCCGUCCGCGCCCGCCGAGGGCCCCGUCGUCGACGGCGCGGGCACGCCGGCGCCGUCCGCGCCGCCGUCCGCGCGGCCCGCGCCGCCGCCGCCGCCCGCGCCCGCGCCCGCGCCGUCGUCCGCGCCCGCGCCCGCGCCCGCGGCGGCCCGGUCGCGCGUCCUCGAGGGCGACGCGGCGCGGAGCCGGCGGCCGAGCCAGCAGUCGAGCGACGGCGGCGAGAGCGUCGACGAGGGCGCGCUCUUCGGCGCGGGCACGAAGGCGAACACGGGCUCCGUCGAGGGCCUGCUCCGCGAGAUCGCGGAGAAGCGCGCGGCCGCGGAGAAGGCCGUGGCGCCGCCGAAGCCGCCGAAGCCGCCGCCGCCGGACCCGAAGCCCUUCAUCUGGAACGGCGUCGACUUUUUGCUGUCCGUGCGCCACGCGAUGGAUUUUUUGGCGGAGUCGCGCGACUUCCGCGCGCACCUCGGCGGCGAGUUCCCGCUCCGCGAGAACCCCUUCGCGCAGCCCCAGCCCAUCGACGAGCCCGUCCAGGGCCAGGUCGACGACCACGCGACGGCGCCGGACUCCGACGACGACGACGGCGACGGCGCGGCCGCGGCGCUCGCGAAGGACAAGGAGCACCUGAGCACGUGGCCCCACCAGGGCCACAGCGACCACCAGCAGCGCAUCGAGGCCUGCCGCGUCUACGUCCUCGAGGCCGAGGUCCGGCACCGGCGCCGCGCCGAGGAGGACCGCAAGGCGCUCCGCCACGCGAUGCGCGAGCGGCGCCGCGAGGAGAAGCAGCUCAAGCUCGACGCGGCGAAGCAGGAGCGGCCCUGGGACUUCGUGGACCACAACGACCCCACGGGCAAGAAGCGGAAGAUGCUCGAGAAGCGCGCGAAGACGCCGGGCGCGCCCAAGCGCAUCCCCCGCUCCGAGUCGCUCCCGCGCAUCCUCCGGCCGACGGUGACGCGGCUCUAA
Molecule: messenger RNA, 3053 nt
Organism: Aureococcus anophagefferens
Lineage: Eukaryota; Pelagophyceae; Pelagomonadales; Pelagomonadaceae
Exons: 2
Coding region: 99-3053 (984 amino acids)
Source: RefSeq, a predicted model, not a curated record